Porites evermanni is the source of this 3037-nucleotide messenger RNA. Lineage: Eukaryota; Metazoa; Cnidaria; Anthozoa; Scleractinia; Poritidae. The record is from the annotation of a GenBank genome assembly.
UUUACUUUCUUCAACUCUCUUCUUAUAAUACCUUUAAUGAAUCUGCAGGACAACGGCCUUGGAAAUUCCUCGGUAAAACCACGGAGCAAACGAUCUUACCAUCACAGUCAUUCAAAGAAGUUAUCGAUAAAAGACCUUGCUCUUGAGCUGGCAAAAAAACAUGUAAGUACACUAGAACCUCGAUAAAUGGAACUCGGAUAAGUCGACCUCCCCGCUAACUCGAAUCAAGUCCUAUUUCCCUUGGAUUUCACCCCACUUUUGAGCAUUUUUACUCGGUGAACUCGAACUCGGAUAACUCCAAUUCCUUGCUAGCUAGAACAAAAUUUCCUCUCCCUUUUGAUAAAAAAUUCACUGAAAUUUAUCCCAAUAACUCGAAUUCUGGUUCUUGUAACUUAACUCGGAUACAUGCCAUCUCGUAAGCUCUUGAAACACUAAAACUAACACUAGUCAACACUUUAGCAAUUUGAUUUUGCAAAUGAUUGGCGGCAACGAACACAUCAGUCUCGGUUUACCAUAAAAAAAUGGAUAAUCAUAUCUCUGUCUCUGAUGAAAUAGUAAAAUUUGCAUUGCACUACACACUAAUGUGCUGACUGUCUCAAUUCAACUUUGUUUAAUUAACUGUUUUUUUGUCGCCAUCUCAUCUGCAUCUUCCUUCUCUCUACUUUCCAGUCCAAUUUAUCACUUGCCGGAGUUUACUCUGACUUUUUUAUAGGGCUCAUCAGGAAGCGCGGUAAUAAGAUUUCACGUCGAUUUUUUAUGUUACAGCCAUCAAAGCCACGUAGGCAGUUUCACUUUUUAAAAUCUGCUUUUUACUAAGCAUGAGGUUUUUGAUAUUGUGGGCUUUUGGCUGCUAUUGUUAAUUCUAAAUGAAACAAAGUAGUUGUCUUCCAUCCUUCCUUUUCACAUUUUCAGUUGCUGAAGAUGAUCAUUAAUGAGCAGCAUGACCUGGACAAAGCCAAGGAGAGUGUUUAUAUUCUUCAGAGAGGUUUGUUACUUCCACACCAUUUCCUUUUUUCGCGGGCGCACAAACACGUUUUAGACAUCACUUCUAUAGCACGCUAUCGCUUGUUCAUUAUUAAACACGCAAAACAAAGUCAAUGAGAUAAGAUAUCAUUGUCUUUUUUCGAAUGAAAGCUUCCUUGACUUUUCGAACUUGUUUACAGGCACCCCAAUAAAAAAAAAUAAGAAGUUCAGUUUAGACCACUAGGCGAUUUCAAAACGUUGCCAAGGAACUGGCAUUGAGACAAACGAGACAAAAAGAGAGCUAGUGCAUGGUCCGGAGUUUGACGCUCGUAACUUGGCCACUUCACCUCCAAUGGAACACUUACAGAAUUUGACGGACGUUUUAAUUGGGCAUAUAAGAGAAUAUCUUACAAUCAGAUUCACUUUCUCUACUUUCUUGCAGAUAGCUGCACUCACAUCAAGUCUAUUGGUAAACCUGUGACUCACAACACUAGGUACUAUACUCAAGGAGCGUGGAUGAAAGACCCGCUAGGUAUCAUGGGUGCCGAGACCAUAUUCGUUAUGGAGUAUUACUCCGGGAGAAACGAGCUUGAAGAGUUUGCAAACAUGGACACGUUCAAAGCAGGCAUCCCUCGUAAGAAGUACAAACUGCCUUAUACGUGGGACGGAACAGGAGGGGUGGUGUAUGGACCAAACCUUUACUACAACAGGUAACAUAGUACUCAUCAACUUGUUCUUAUUUGUAUUAAUCCAACCAGAUUUUGUCAAGAUGUAAAUUUGCGCCGGUUGAAUAUGGCCAGCUGGAGAACCAAGGUUUCAUAUAUUAUUAUUUUUUGAUAGAAAUAAUCGCUAAGAGAUCGAAAAUCGGCAAAAGUUCAAAUACUGUCGCUUUAAGCCCGAAGCAGUUUUUCUUUCCCUAGGUCUCGUUUUAUCACAGUUUUCGGUAAUAAUAUAGACUCUUCACAUGACGUCACGUCCGCCAUAUUGGUAUCCCAAAACAAUCAGACCGUGGCCAUGUUGAUGUCCCAAACCAAUCCAGUGGGAGUUGAACUCUCUUGAAAUUUAACGAUUUCAUUUGUUCCAAUAGAUUUGCAUAGCUGCUAGCCACGUCAGUAGAAUACUACACAUGUAUACGAGUUCACUUUUGCACUGAUUUAAUAUCAGUAUACAUAGAGGUCUUCAUCAAAGCUAAGGGGAAAUACAUUUUCUUCAGUCGGCUAUAUAGUUGACAACAGCUUGCCACGUACUUUCCAAGCACCCUCGCUAAUACUAACAAAUGCUGACUUUAUUGUGUUGUUAUUAUGGCAGAGCGGGUACGAACAAUAUCGUCGUAUACAAUCUGCAAACGGAACGUGAAGUAAAACAGAUAGGUUUGGGGGGAUCACCGAGGAAGAAUAAUUACCAGUGGGGUGGAUACAGUGGAGUUGACCUAGCAGUUGACGAACAAGGAUUAUGGGUAUUAUGGGGCUACAAUGGGAACAGCUACCGAUUGAUCGCAUAUAAAAUGGAUGUGUACAAAGGUCAAACAGUCCUCUCGUGGAGCUUAGGAACAGGUACUACCCCCUAAGAGUAGCGCUCUUAGUAAAAGCAUCAUGAAAAAUUCAGUAACGGAAAAGAAGCUCAGUAGCUUUGUUAGAUGCAUUGAAAAUUUUCCAAACCUUUUCCUGUAACCUGCCAGUUGGUGCCAAUACCAUCCAUUUUAAAGCGGAAUGUUAUUCUAUUUCGCAAGUCAGUAUCAUCCGAGUGAAUGUACGCUACCAGUGGGCAUACAGUUUUAUUAUGUUCACUCUUCAUUUUCUUUUUUUUAAUUUUUAUUUCAGAGAGGAUGAGUUCAAUGGGAAAUGCGUUCAUGGCCUGUGGCGUGGUUUAUUGUAUCGACCACUAUAGCUCAAGGUCCACAACCAUCAACUUUGCUUACGACACCAAGACUGGAAAACAAUGGAACCCCAACAUCCAGUUCACCAAUCAGUUCGGCUAUAACUCCAUGGUGGACUACAACCCCAGAGAAAGAGUGCUGUACGCCUGGGAUAACAAGCGUUUGGUCACUUAUCCCAUCACUUUUGAGGAACAUUAA